AUGUCUUCUCACGUUAGUGCAAAAGGGCACCAUCAAGCCUCCAAAUAUUCUGAACAGAACCCAUCUAAUCUACCAUGUACAGUGUCACAUCAUUGCAAUAGGCACAUAUUCCAUGCCGUCAAACAAACUGAUCAUUACCAAAACAUUCAGUACCAGGUUAAGCAAAACUGGAAAUCUAUCCAUAUACCCAACAGGCUUGGCCAGUACAUCAAUGCUAUGAUCAGCAAAGUCUAA
This is a messenger RNA of Prunus armeniaca (apricot), 234 nucleotides long. The record is from the annotation of a GenBank genome assembly. Lineage: Eukaryota; Viridiplantae; Streptophyta; Magnoliopsida; Rosales; Rosaceae.